GUCACCAAGUAGCAAAGCCCGGAGGACGAGCUGCAAGAUAUCCUACUGUGGCCACGAGUGUCUGCUGAGGACCUGCUUCAGCCCUCAGUUGUCCCCUCUCCCCAAGGGGCUCUGAGACCUUUGGGAUUCCUGUCACAUUCACUCAAGGGCCUGAGAGGACCUAACAAAUCACCCCGGAGGAGCUGAGCAUGACCCGGGACGAGGCACUGCCAGACUCGUAUUCAGCACAGGGCUUCUAUGAGAACUAUGAGCCCAAGGAGAUCCUGGGCAGAGGAGUUAGCAGUGUCGUCAGGCGCUGCAUCCACAAGCCCACGUGCCAGGAGUAUGCUGUGAAGAUCAUUGACAUCACCGGCGGGGGCAGCUUCAGCUCUGCGGAGGUGCAGGAGCUGCGGGAGGCGACGCUGAAGGAGGUGGACAUCCUGCGCAAGGUCUCGGGGCUCCCCAACAUCAUACAGCUGAAGGACACAUAUGAGACCAACACUUUCUUCUUCUUGGUGUUUGAUCUGAUGAAGAGAGGGGAGCUCUUUGAUUACCUCACUGAGAAGGUCACUCUGAGUGAGAAGGAAACCAGAAAGAUCAUGAGAGCCCUGCUGGAGGUAAUCUGCAAUUUGCACAAACUCAACAUUGUGCAUCGGGAUCUGAAGCCUGAGAACAUCCUCUUGGAUGAUGACAUGAACAUCAAACUCACAGACUUUGGUUUUUCCUGCCAGCUGGAGCCAGGAGAGAAGCUGCGAGAGGUCUGUGGGACCCCCAGUUACCUGGCCCCUGAGAUCAUUGAAUGCUCCAUGAAUGAUGACCACCCAGGUUACGGGAAGGAAGUGGACAUGUGGAGCACAGGCGUCAUCAUGUACACCCUGCUGGCUGGCUCCCCACCCUUCUGGCACCGGAAACAGAUGCUGAUGCUGAGGAUGAUCAUGAGUGGCAACUACCAGUUUGGCUCACCUGAAUGGGAUGAUUAUUCAGACACAGUGAAGGACUUGGUUUCUCGCUUCUUGGUGGUGAACCCCCGGGGCCGCUGUUCAGCAGAAGAGGCCUUAGCACACCCGUUCUUCCAGCAGUAUGUGGUGGAAGAAGUGCGUCACUUCAGCCCCCGGGGCAAGUUCAAGGUGAUUGCUCUAACAGUACUGGCUUCAGUGCGGAUCUACUACCAGUACCGCCGGGUGAAGCCGGUGACCCGGGAGAUCGUCAUCCGUGACCCUUAUGCCCUCCGUCCUCUGCGCCGACUCAUCGAUGCCUAUGCUUUCCGCAUCUAUGGCCACUGGGUGAAGAAGGGGCAGCAGCAGAACCGGGCUGCCCUCUUUGAGAACACACCCAAAGCUGUGCUCCUCUCCCUGGCUGAGGAAGACUACUGAGGGGCCAGCAGGUGGG
Molecule: messenger RNA, 1368 nt
Organism: Herpailurus yagouaroundi (jaguarundi)
Lineage: Eukaryota; Metazoa; Chordata; Mammalia; Carnivora; Felidae
Gene: PHKG1
Product: phosphorylase kinase catalytic subunit gamma 1
Exons: 10
Coding region: 189-1352 (387 amino acids)
Biological process (GO): protein phosphorylation; glycogen metabolic process
Cellular component (GO): phosphorylase kinase complex
Molecular function (GO): calmodulin binding; phosphorylase kinase activity; ATP binding
Source: RefSeq, a predicted model, not a curated record